AUGGCACUUUUAUUUCGACCAACACUCAUUCAAUCAUUAGCAAAGACAGCACGACCCAUGUGGAUGUCUAUGUCAUCAACUGCACGUCGUAAUAUGUCUUCGCAUAAUAAAGAAACUGACGCAGAAUUCGAUCAACGAUGGAAAGCUUAUUUUGAACGACCAAAUAUUGAUGGUUGGGAUAUCCGUCAAGGCAUCAAUCAUAUGAAUCGUCUUGAUCUAAUUCCUGAACCCGACAUCAUAUCAGCUUGUCUUAAAGCAUGUCGUCGUGUCAAUGAUCAUUCAUUGGCUGUUCGUUACUUGGAAGCCAUUCGUUAUAAAUCGAAUACAGUUUCAAAUCAAGUAUGGCCAUGGAUUCUUCAAGAAAUUCGUCCAACUUUAAGCCAAUUGGGUCUAUCAACACCUGAAGAGUUAGGUUACGAUAAACCAGAAUUAGCUUUGAAAUCGGUUGACGAUAUGUAG
Messenger RNA from Rotaria socialis, 459 nucleotides. The record is from the annotation of a GenBank genome assembly. Lineage: Eukaryota; Metazoa; Rotifera; Eurotatoria; Philodinida; Philodinidae.